CGCGCGUUACACGCACUGGAUGCUUGGCGGAUGCCGCACGAGAUGAUGGAGGAAGGAGCGCUCGUGUGGGUGAUGCAUGCGGCACGAUGGAAUGCUGCCGUGAUAAAGACUAUCUCGCUCCAUGGAACGAUUCGGUGCUGCCUCGUGGACAACCCUGGCGUUGUGGAUGUCGACGCGACGUCGAGAAAGGACAGGCUCCACCCGUGCAACCCCGCUGACCAACACCGUGACGGCGUCGAUGACCUCACAUCCUUGGUGUACUUGCAUGAACCAGCUAUCCUCAACGCGCUUCGAGCACGAUACCGAAACGGCGUGAUCUACACCCGAACAGGAACGAUCCUGGUUGCCGUGAAUCCGUUCCAGCAGUUGCCGCUCUACGAUGAAGCAACCAAGAGACGAUACAUACAAGCUGGGCGAUCACCGCGUCAUGACGGGGACAGCAACUUGCCGCCCCACGUGUUCGCUGUUGCCGACCGAGCGUACCACGACAUGCUCUCGACACGGCAGAAUCAAAGCAUCUUGGUCAGCGGCGAAAGCGGUGCUGGCAAGACAGAAACCACAAAGCUCAUUAUGACGUACUUGGCGUCGGUGUCGUCGACUCAACCUCAUGAUGACAACGCCGUGCGUGACCGCAUCUUGGAAUCGACGCCAAUUCUAGAAGCGUUUGGAAACGCGUCAACCACACGGAACAGCAACAGCAGUCGGUUUGGCAAGUUCAUACGAAUUGAAUUUGAAGCAAUAUCGGGCGAGUUGGUCGGCGCAUCAAUAUCUGCGUACUUGCUGGAGCGCGUGCGGUUAAUCUCGCAUACCUUCGGCGAGCGGAACUACCACAUCUUUUACGAACUGUGUUCGUCGUCCGUAGCCAAGUCGCUUCAGCUGGACCGCCCCUUUGCGUACCUCGGUGGCAGCAAUCACCAGUGUCGCCGCGACGGGGUCGAUGACGCUACUCAGUUUGAGAUGACGCGUCACGCCAUGGCCACGAUGGGCUUGUCGAUCUACAACAUCGCGUCAGUCUUGCAAGUGGUGGCCGCUGUGUUGCACCUUGGCAACUUGAAAUUCAACCCUCAUCACGGAGGGACAUCUCGAUUGAGCACCGACGACGACACCGCGCAAUUGUGCUCGUCCUUACUUGGUAUUUCCCUGGACAACGUGGAGGAAGCCUUGACCACACGACGAAUCAAGGCUGGCGGGGAAGUCGUGACCGUGGGUUUGUCGCCUACAGCCGCUGCUCAAUCUCGCGACGUCGUUGCCAAAACCAUGUACGUGCGGGUGUUUGAAUGGCUCGUCGGCCGGAUCAACGGCGCGACGACGAAAAGCCCAACGUCUUCACCGACGGCGUCGAUUGGCAUCGUGGACAUUUUUGGCUUUGAGAGCUUUGUCAGGAACUCGCUCGAACAGCUCUGCAUCAACUAUGCCAACGAAAAACUUCAACAACUCUUUUGCCGCGCCGUGUUUGAGCUCGAACAACUCGAGUAUGUCGCAGAAGGCAUUCCGUGGUCAUUGAUCGAGUACCCCAACAACGAUGCGUGCGUGUCUCUCUAUGAAUCGCGCCCCCAUGGACUAUUCAGCCUCUUGGAUGAGCAGUGCAUUAUUCCCCGCGGCAACGACAAACAAUUGGUCGCCACCAUGCACGGCAAACUCGCGUCGUCCCCAGCGUUCACCGCGACGAGCUCUCAGUUGGGCAAGGGGCAGUUUACAGUGUGUCAUUACGCAGGCGCUGUGACGUACGCCACGGACGGCUUUUGCGACAAGAACAAAGAUAACGUCCACGCCGAGGCACUCGCGUUUUUGACUUUAUCGUCCCACGACCUGUUGCACACAACUCUCGACAUGUCGCGACGACAGACGACGCUCAUUCGACGCCACUCUGCCAAAGAACGAGGUCAGUCGAGUAUGUCGUGCGUGCAAAAGUUUCAAGGACAGCUCAAGACCCUUCUGGGGGACUUGGAAGCGUCGGCAAUGCACUUUAUCCGGUGCAUCAAGCCCAAUGAUUUUGGCCAGCCGCAUGUUGUCGACGACGACCGGUUCUUGGAACAAUUGCGAUGCAGUGGUCUGCUCGAAGUCACCGAGCUGACUCGUCUUCGCCAUCCUGUUCGCAUGUCCCAUGCUCUCUUCUUAGAGCGUUUCCGUUGUCUCUUUCCUGGCUAUGGCGCAAUGGACGUAAAGCAGAUGCUGCGGUGCUGGGGAGUUGAAAAUCCCGUUGUAGGGGUCUCCAAAGUGUACUUUGAUCAUGCGCUGUUGACCCAUCUUAACCAAGCCCGUGACCUCCGCGUGCGCGUUGCAGUUCGAACCCUUCAACGCUUUGCCUGUGCCGUAGCUCGCCGUCGCCGAGCCAUCCGUCUCCUCCACAUCGAGUCUGCCAGACGCCUUAUCUGCCGAACCAUCCACACAACAGUCCUUCGCCGCCGACUUGUGCGAACGAUGCAAGUUGCGCAUGCCCAGCGCGUGAUUGCAUGGGCAUGGAAGGCGCACCGAAACUGCCAACUUGAAAAGCACCGGCUUGAAGAACGCCAACGACGCGUGCGUGAUAAAGAGGCCCAACACUUGGCGCUCAUCAACCGCGUCGCCGCCGCGCGUCUGGUCUUGAAAGCUUGGUUGCGUCGAUGUCGGCUCCGGUGGGCUCUGAUGCGUCAUGCGAAUGAUUUGAAGGCAUCGGCGGCAGCGCUGUCGUCCACCCGCUCCAGCGACUACCUUCGAGACUUUAAAGGACCACGUGCUCCGCUUCCGAAGAAUGUCCUGCACGUCAAAUCCACGUCUAUCUCGACAACGUCGCCGACGCAGAAUUGGGAUGACGCACGGGACACCAGUUCCACGAGCAGUUCCUCCUUGGAUGGAGAUGACUCGUUCACGUACGACAUUGAGUGGGAAUGUGGCAUGCUGGGAAUUCACUUCACUGUGGACGGUGGGCGAAUCGUCGUACAGCGCCUGCACGUGACGUUGAGCACAUGCAUUGACAUUUUUGCCGUGUCCGUGGGGGAUCGGCUCGUGGGUGUCAACAACCUCCCCCUCCUGUUGAAUGCGAAGUCGACAUAUGCUUCCGUGAUGCGAUACAUGGCCCAAGCACCCAAGCCUGUGGUGUUGCAGCUCAAACGAGAGCGGCCGUCGCCUACCAUGCCCACUGUGACUCUUCAAAGCGACGAGUACGAGCUGUUAUGGAGUCGAAAGGCGCAUCCGUCGCUGGGUCUUGACUUCAAUUGGGACAAUAUCAACCAAAUGCCAGUCGUGAUCCGUGUGCAUCCUCAAAUCGGACGUACAAUCCCGGGCCGCACCAGCGUUUGUGUUGGCGACUGGCUUACCCACAUCCAUGACGCACCCCUCCGCCAGAAGCAAUCGUCUUGGGAAUCCAAGUUACAAGGUGGUGGGAACGGCGCGACGGCACUCCUACGAUUUCAGCGCGCAGGGACAAACGCCCGCAACAACGCCGACGUGUUGGCCAACGGUGGUCGGUUGAGCGACGUCGAGUCUGCGUGUGGGUUCAAGGAAAUGGAGCGGUGGUCGUGGAACCCCAAGCAAGACGACACACUGCAUCACCUCCUGUACACUGAUGAAGACUCGUCGCUCGGGCUUAUCCUGCGGCAGCCUGCGUACAGGUUUUAUCUCGAAGUGAGCGAUGUCAAGAACGAUGGCGCGGUGCACCGCCAGCGCCACCAUCCCCGCCGCCAUAUCCUCCAGGGCGAUCAAUUGGUGUGUGUAAAUCACCAAAACAUUCGCGUGAUCGGACACGCGUCCGCCCUCGCGCAGCUUAAACAUGGCCCCAAGCCCGUCCUCCUCACCUUUCGCCGCGUCAAGCCUACGUGCUCCAUGUACUCCACCAGCCAAAGUUGCUAAUACGACGUCGGCGAUUCUCCAAAUGCCCCGUUGCUUGCUCCCGUAACUCUGAUAUUUAUUCCUUCCCUUUGUUCCUGCCGUCGUUCUUCCGCAUGGGGAAUGUGGACCAAACUUGGUCAAACUGAACACGAUCCUGAACUUGGCCAA
Messenger RNA from Aphanomyces invadans, 3975 nucleotides. RefSeq lists its product as hypothetical. The coding region runs from base 31 to 3828 and encodes 1265 amino acids. Gene Ontology annotation, molecular function: actin filament binding; ATP binding; microfilament motor activity. The record is from RefSeq and is a predicted model, not a curated record. Gene Ontology annotation, cellular component: myosin complex; vesicle; cytoplasm. Gene Ontology annotation, biological process: vesicle transport along actin filament; actin filament organization. NCBI's taxonomy places the organism in Eukaryota, Oomycota, Saprolegniomycetes, Saprolegniales, Verrucalvaceae. The transcript has a single exon.